Molecule: messenger RNA, 3264 nt
Organism: Elaeis guineensis (African oil palm)
Lineage: Eukaryota; Viridiplantae; Streptophyta; Magnoliopsida; Arecales; Arecaceae
Molecular function (GO): RNA uridylyltransferase activity
Source: RefSeq, a predicted model, not a curated record
ACCGCGGAGCCCUUAACCCUUGAGGUCUUCCCUCGGGCGAAGCAAAACAUCUAGUCACCAACCGGUGUCGGCUGCCCGAGCCUUGGCGACUUCGUUGCGAAGCCCAUCCGCUCCGCCGGCAAAGGGUAUGGCCGACGGCGGCGGCGGAGCUUCCUCCUCCUCCUCCAGAGACCCCGCUACUGGAGUCACCGGCGGUCAAGAUAAGCUCCCCUCCUCCUCCUCCGCCUCUUUGGACGGCGGCGCUUUCCUCCUCCGUCUCCUCCAAAAACCUCCUCAAACCCAACCCUCCGCCUUCCCUUCCUCUCUUCCCCCCAACGGCCCCAACCCUCGCCACCACGACCCCGCCGUCGCCGCCCUCGGCCCAAGCCGUCCCUUCCUUCCCCCCGAUUUCCGACCUCCACCGCCCUCCCACCCUCCCCAUCCGACGCCGCCGGCGGGCCACUUCCCCGAAGCCACCCUCUUCUCCCCUCCUCCCUUCUCUGUUCCCCCUGGGUUCCCCCCAGUCCUCUGGCCCGUCUUCCCUUCCCUUGGCGCCGAUGCUGGGAGCUCCCACGGCCCGGGGAACCACCCCUUCUUCCGGAUAGACCAAACUUUGGGGCUUUCGACCCCCGGCGUCGGCCCUCUUGCUGCCGCCCCUCCAAGCGGCGACCUUUACGGAAUUCCAGGGCACCCGCAUCAAGAUAGGGUUCUCGUGGAUCAAAUUGAGUCAAGUAGGAAGUUUUCCGGUUCUCGGGGGCCAGAGGGGAGGAGUGAUUUAAGACCACCACCGGGUUUUCAUAAAUUUCCGGCUGGUCGUGCUGCUGAAUUGGACAGGGGAUUGGCUGGCCAGAGCAUUCCCAAAGUUAGCACGCCGCAAUGGAAGGGGCAGGCCGAGAGGUCACAUGGGCACUUUGAGCGGACCCACUUCCAUGGAGAGAGAGGAAAAGAUGCCCCGUUUCAGAGGCCACCACACAGGCCACAGGGAUUGGGGCAAUGGAUCGCCACGCAUGAGAGGCAAGAUGGGGAUCAAAAGGUGGGGAGGAGGGAUAGGAGUUGGCGUGACGAGAAUCGUCAGUCUCAUUCUUACCCAGAUGAUGCAGCGGCACAUAAUAGAGAGUUUCGGCAAGAUGAUCAUGGGGAGCGGAGUGAUCUUACCCUCAAAUCCCAGCUUAGAAGUCGGCCUGUCAGCUCUAGCCAACCUAUCAACAGCCAUCGACAUCCUAUUGGCAAAAAGGAUGUUGGAGAAUCUGAGAAGAAUACGGACAAUGAUGUUGAUGAUGGAGGGAAGAAAGCUAGAGGGCAUAGACUGGAAAGUUCAGGCCAGAGUGAGAUUGAUGACAUAUCCUCUAGAAAGGAUAAUUGCGGGGAAGUGGAUUUGUUAAGCGAACAACUUCUGGAUUCGUUGGAGCUGAGGGCUGAUGCAGAGCUUAAGAAUGCUAUCACAAAUGUGAGUACUUCACGGGGUAAGGAUGUCAGGUCAGAUACUUCUAGAGGACAUUAUGUAUCAAGCCAGCGAGUGAGGAUCCGAAGGAGAACACUGGAAUGUCGCUGGAACAUUGAUUCACUGACACCAAGUUUCCUUUCAAUUUUUGAAUCUUUAGUACCUGCAGAGGAGGAAAUAGCCAAGCAAAAGCAAUUAUUACUUUCACUGCAGAAUUUGGUAAACAAGGAAUGGCCCAAUGCACGGCUGCACCUUUAUGGAUCAUGUGCCAAUUCAUUUGGGGUCUCAAAUAGUGACAUUGAUGUCUGUCUUGCUAUUGAUGAUACUGACAUAAACAAGCUUGAUAUUUUGUUAAAAUUGGCAGAUGUCUUGCAGUCUGGUAAGCUUCAAAAUGUGCAGGCACUAACUCGUGCGAGGGUUCCUAUAGUAAAGCUAAUGGAUCCAGUUACUGGACUUUCUUGUGAUAUAUGCAUCAAUAAUCUCUUAGCAGUUGUUAACACAAAGCUCCUGAAAGAUUAUGCACAAAUAGAUGAUAGAUUAAGGCAGUUGGCUUUUAUUGUGAAACAUUGGGCCAGAUCCCGUCGCGUCAACAUAACAUAUCAAGGGACUCUUUCUAGUUAUGCUUAUGUGCUAAUGUGCAUUCACUUCUUGCAACUCCGCAAGCCUGCAAUUCUUCCUUGUUUACAGGCAAUGGAGGCAACCUAUGCUGUAACUGUAGAUAAUGUUGAAUGUGCUUACUUUGAUCAAGUCGAAAAACUGCAUGAUUUUGGUGCUCGAAAUAAGGAAAGUAUUGCACGGUUGCUUUGGGCAUUUUUUCAGUACUGGGCAUAUCAUCAUGAUUAUACGAAUGAUGUUAUAUCUGUUCGAACGGGAAGCAUCAUUAGCAAGCAAGCUAAGGAUUGGACAAGGCGGAUUGGAAAUGAUCGUCACCUAAUAUGCAUAGAAGAUCCCUUUGAGAUUUCCCAUGAUCUUGGCCGUGUGGUCGACAAGUACAGCAUUAAAAUUCUGAGAGAAGAAUUUGAACGAGCUGCAGAAAUUCUGCAAUACGAUUCGAACCCCAGUGUCACUCUUUUUGAGCCUUAUGUACCGCUUCCAUUGCAAAGUUCAGACCAGAAAAAUCACUCAUUGAAAACCGCCUCUGCCGGUUGGCUGGUCAGGAUGGAAUCCUGGACCUUGGAGGAAGAGAUGAAUUAAGCGAAACAGAAACAAAAGUUUGUGAUCUUGUCAACACAUUACACGUGGAUCAUGGCCAUCUUGUACACAGUUUUUCGGUAUCAAAAGGGGCAAGUUUGAUAUCGUUGCUAGGGUUUAUACUGGAAGAAGUUACUCGUUACAAGACCUUAUUUUUGAUUUUUGACUAAUAUAUAGCGCGUGCUUCAUGCAGGCAUCAGAACUGUGGAUUAACUUUGUAUAUAUUUUUGGGGAGUCUGGGACUUGAGCACUAUUUUAUUGCAGUGGUUGUGGAGAUAUAUUUUUAUCCUAAUUUUCUUGUUUAAGCUUUUUUGAUGAUGCCUCGUGCUUGAGCACGAGAAGCGUUUAUGCUAACUUACUGUAAUCAAAGCCCGACAGAUGAAUGAUUACUGCUAAAAGAUACUAUAUAAACACAAUUAAAUUAUGUUUACUUAUUUAGUUUUGGUAGUCGCGAGGGGAAAAACCCCAGGUACAAGAAGAGGAAAGAAAGAAUAGACUACAACAACAAACUCCCAUUGAGUCAGCAGAGGAAUUUGAGAAGGAAAGUCAUCUGCCCAGAGUAAAGGGUGCACCAAAAAUGACGCCAGAUUUGCAUGGAAAUCUGCACCAUGGUUUCCUUCCCUAAGAACACAAGCAGCUUUGGAAUCAUCUAG